GGAGAGGGCUCCGCCAUGACUCAGCCCGAGCCGCCCGCGCCGGGCCCCGCUUCGCCACCGCUGGCUGAGGAAGAGGAGAAGGACCUGAACAAGGCGCUGGGCGUGGAGCGCUUCGAGGAGAUCCUCAGCGACGCGCACCCGCGCAGCGUGGAGGAGCCGGGGCGCAUCUACGGGGAGGAGGACUUCGAGUACCACCGGCAGUCCUCGCUGCACAUCCACCACCCCCUGUCCGCGCAUCUGCCGCCUGACGCGCGCCGCAAGAAAGGGGCCCCCAAAAAGGGCAGGAAGAAGCGCGGGCGAGCGGCCGCCCCCGGGGAGAAUCCUCCCAUCGAGGAGGGGGAGGAGGAUGAGGAGGAAGCGUGCGACACCGAGACGGAGCGCUCGGCCGAGGAGCUGCGGGGCGGCCCCGCCGAGGGGGUGCAGUUCUUCCUGCAGGAGGACGAGGUGACCGAGCGCCGUGUGGAGGAGCCUCCGGCCCCCCCGGCGCCACCCGGCCCCACGGCGGAGCCCCACGGAGCCCCGGCCCCCCCGGCAGCCAGCCCCGGCGCCGAGGAGGGCCGUGCAGCCGAGGGCAGCGCCGUCCCCGAGGAUGGCGGCUCCCCCGGGCGCCCCGCGGGCAGGGCGCAGCCCGGGCACCGCAGCUACAACCUGCACGAGCGGCGCCGCAUCGGCAGCAUGACGGGCGCGGAGCAGGCGCAGUACCAGAAGGUGCCCACGGAUGAAUCGGAGGCGCAGACGUUGGCAUCGGCCGACCUCGACUACAUGAAGAGUCACCGCUUCGAGGACGUGCCCGGCGUGCGGCGGCACCUGGUGCGGAAGAGCGCCAAGGCGCAGGUGGUGCACGUCGGUAAGGAGCACCGCGAGCAGAGCGCGCGGCCGCGCAGGUCGGACCGGCAGCCCCACGAGGUGUUCGUGGAGCUGAACGAGCUGGUGCUGGACAAGAACCAGGAGCUGCAGUGGAAGGAGACGGCGCGCUGGAUCAAGUUUGAGGAGGACGUGGAGGAGGAGACGGACCGCUGGGGGAAACCUCACGUGGCCUCGCUGUCCUUCCGCAGCCUGCUGGAGCUGCGCAAGACGCUGUCCCACGGCGCCGUGCUGCUGGAUCUGGACCAGAAGACGCUGCCGGGCGUGGCCCACCAGGUGGUGGAGCAGAUGGUCAUCACCGACCAGAUCCGGGCUGAGGACCGCGCCAACGUGCUGCGUGCGCUGCUGCUGAAGCACAGCCACCCGAGCGACGAGAAGGAGUUCUCGUUCCCCCGGAACAUCUCAGCCGGCAGCCUGGGCUCGCUGCUGGUGCACCACCACAGCACCAACCACGUGGCUGAGGGCGGAGAGCCGGCCGUCACCGAGCCCCUCAUCGCCGGGCACGGUGCUGAGCACGACACGCGCGUGGACGUGGAGCGGGAGCGUGAGGUCCCGCCCCCCGCGCCCCCUGCCGGCAUCACCCGCUCCAAGUCCAAGCACGAGCUGAAGCUGCUGGAGAAGAUCCCCGACGACGCCGAGGCCACCGUGGUGCUCGUGGGCUGCGUGGAGUUCCUGGACCAGCCCACCAUGGCCUUCGUGCGGCUGCAGGAGGCGGUGGAGCUGGACUCGGUGCUGGAGGUCCCCGUCCCCGUGCGCUUCCUCUUCGUGCUGCUGGGCCCUAGCAGCACCCACAUGGACUACCAUGAGAUCGGGCGCUCCAUCUCCACCCUCAUGUCCGACAAGCAAUUCCACGAGGCUGCCUACCUGGCGGACGAGCGGCACGACCUGCUGACGGCCAUCAACGAGUUCCUGGACUGCAGCGUGGUGCUGCCGCCCUCCGAGGUGCAGGGCGAGGAGCUGCUGCGCAGCGUCGCACAUUUCCAGCGUGAGAUGCUGAAGAAACGCGAGGAGCAGGAGAGGAGGCUGCUGCUGGAGCCCAAAUCCCCCGAGGAGAAAGCGCUGCUGAAGCUGAAGGUGGCUGAGGAUGAGGAUGAGGACGAUCCCCUGCGGCGCACGGGGCGGCCCUUCGGGGGGCUGAUCCGGGACGUGCGGCGCCGAUACCCCCAUUACCUGAGCGACUUCAGGGACGCCCUGAACCCGCAGUGCAUCGCCGCCGUCAUCUUCAUCUACUUCGCCGCGCUGUCCCCGGCCAUCACCUUCGGGGGGCUGCUGGGGGAGAAGACGCACGGCCUGAUCGGGGUGUCAGAGCUGAUCAUCUCCACGUCGCUGCAGGGCGUGCUGUUCUGCCUGCUGGGUGCGCAGCCCCUGCUCAUCAUUGGCUUCUCGGGGCCGCUGCUCGUCUUCGAGGAGGCCUUCUUCACGUUCUGCACAUCCAACGGGCUGGAGUACCUGGUGGGGCGCGUGUGGAUCGGCUUCUGGCUCAUCCUGAUCGUGCUGCUGAUGGUGGCCUGCGAGGGCAGCUUCCUGGUGCGCUUCGUCUCGCGCUUCACCCAGGAGAUCUUUUCCUUCCUCAUCUCCCUCAUCUUCAUCUACGAGACCUUCUCCAAGCUGGGCAAGAUCUUCCAGGAGCACCCCCUGCACGGCUGCGCUCAGCCCAACGGCACGGUGUGGAGCAACGGCACCGCGGCACCCAACGGCACGGAGCAGCGCGGGGCCACCAAGGUGACGGGGCAGCCCAACACGGCGCUGCUCUCCCUGGUGCUCAUGGCCGGCACCUUCUUCAUCGCCUUCUUCCUGCGCAAGUUCAAGAACAGCCGCUUCUUCCCUGGACGGAUCCGGCGCCUCAUCGGGGACUUCGGGGUGCCCAUCGCCAUCCUGGUGAUGGUUCUGGUGGACUACAGCAUCCGCGACACCUACACGCAGAAGCUGAGCGUGCCCAGCGGGUUCUCGGUGACGGCGCCCGAUAAGCGGGGCUGGGUGAUCAACCCGCUGGGCGAGAGGAACGACUUCCCGGUGUGGAUGAUGGUGGCCAGCGGCCUCCCCGCCGUCCUCGUCUUCAUCCUCAUCUUCAUGGAGACGCAGAUCACCACGCUGAUCAUCAGCAAGAAGGAGCGGAUGCUGCAGAAGGGCUCCGGGUUCCACCUCGACCUGCUGCUCAUCGUGGCCAUGGGAGGAUUCUUCGCUCUCUUCGGGCUGCCCUGGCUCGCCGCCGCCACCGUGCGCUCCGUCACGCACGCCAACGCCCUCACCGUCAUGAGCAAGGCUGUGGCGCCGGGGGACAAACCCAAGAUCCAGGAGGUGAAGGAGCAGCGCGUCACCGGGCUGCUGGUGGCCGUGCUCGUCGGGCUGUCCAUCGUCAUCGGGGAGUUGCUGCGCCAGAUCCCGCUGGCUGUGCUCUUCGGGAUCUUCCUCUAUAUGGGCGUCACCUCCCUGAACGGCAUCCAGUUCUACGAGCGCCUGCAGCUGCUGCUGAUGCCCCCCAAGCACCACCCCGAUGUCCCCUAUGUCAAAAAGGUACGCACGCUGCGCAUGCACCUCUUCACCGGGCUGCAGCUGGCGUGCUUGGCCGUGCUCUGGGCCGUCAUGUCCACCGUGGCGUCCCUGGCCUUCCCCUUCAUCCUCAUCCUCACCGUGCCACUCCGCAUGUGCCUGCUGAGCCGCAUCUUCACCGACCGCGAGAUGAAGUGUCUGGAUGCGGACGAAGCCGAGCCGAUCCUGGACGAACGGGAAGGCGUGGAUGAGUACAACGAGAUGCCGAUGCCUGUUUGAGCCCCGCGGCCAGACAGCGCGCCGGGCACGGCCGGCUCCCCACGUACGACCGUGCCCGGCACC
This is a messenger RNA of Centrocercus urophasianus (Greater sage-grouse), 3696 nucleotides long. RefSeq names its product solute carrier family 4 member 2 (gene SLC4A2). Lineage: Eukaryota; Metazoa; Chordata; Aves; Galliformes; Phasianidae. Gene Ontology annotation, biological process: bicarbonate transport; transmembrane transport; monoatomic anion transport. The record is from RefSeq and is a predicted model, not a curated record. Gene Ontology annotation, molecular function: monoatomic anion transmembrane transporter activity; solute:inorganic anion antiporter activity. Gene Ontology annotation, cellular component: plasma membrane; apical plasma membrane; basolateral plasma membrane.